AACUGUUUAUGUAAGUGGAUUUAUCUGACUAUACAGUGAAAUGAUCUGACCACAUAUUUUUCCUUGCCUUCAAUUUCCAGGAGAGCUCCUCAAUCUAAGAUAGCCACAAGCCAAGUACAGAAAACCAAAGAGGAGAAUGAGCUUCAGGUUAUUGCACAGAAACAAAAAGAAACCAUGGAGAAACUACAACAGAACAAAAUUUCCAUGAAAAAAGCCCUAGCUGGGCAAUCAUACAUGCCUUGUAGGUCAGCUGUUGACAACCUAACUCGCCCACAAGAAUUCCAUUUUGCAACAGAUGACAGGCUUGGCCCCAGUGCGCAUAACGCUCAUGCAAGUGCCGCAGAAAAUGGAAAGAACUUUGUUGGUACACUAAGGCAACAUCCUCCUUCACCAACUUUCAAGAAUAGAAAACCCACUGUACCAGUGCCAUUUAAGAUGACAGAAUCCAAAAAACGAAAAGAACCUGACAACGAUGACAACCUCUGUGGGCAAUACCAAUCCAUGGCGCAGAAAGUCUACCAGUGGCAGAAGAAGACUCCUGAGCGCUUCCGCAUCAAACCUGUGCAGGAACAGAACCCAGGCCCUCCUGCCAGUAAGGAGCAGACUUCUCAGAAGCUAACAGCUCCAAAGACACCAAACUUGAAGGCAAAACAGAGAACAAGACCUCUUCCUUCUGAUUGCAUGAGUAAAGAAGAACAGGAGAGGCAACAAGAAGCAGAGAUGAAGAGUUACAAGUUCAAGGCAACUGAACUGAAUCGCAAAAUAUUUGAGUGCAAUGGAACAUUGGGAGUGUAUAUGGAACCUAAGAAGCCACUCACUGAAGUAGAACCCUUUAAUUUUAAUACUGAACAACGAGCUGAGGUGCAUAAGACCAAAGAACCAGCACUCAAUGAGGGGGAAAAUCAUCCUCGACAAAUCAAGGCUCAACCUCUUCCUGACUUUAGCAAUGUGUUUAAACCUGAACUGCCACACAACAGCACCCAUUCACAGCCAUUCUCAUUUGAACACCGUGACAAGGAACUGAAACAAAAGAAAGAAGAGAAAAUUAAAACUGUCUUAGAGGAAGAAAAGAAGGCACACGAGUUCCAUGCUCAGCCGCUGCCCAGUUUCACUCCACCUGCUCUUCCUUCAUCGUCAAAACGCCUCACAGAGCCAGCACCUUUUAAUUUGUCGACAGACAACCGUGGAGCUGUGAAGGCAGAAAAAUGGGGACAGCAGCUUCAGCAGGAGAUUCAGCAGGAAAGAAUGAAAAGGGCAUUCAAAGCCAGACCCACCAAUGUCUUGUAUAACGCGCCAUUCGUCCCUGACAAGUCCAUAGCAAAACCCAGCACGAAAAUCGAAGAAUUCUCCAUGAAUUGCGACAAGCGCGCCAAGGAGAGAGAAGUGUACGAGAUGCACAAGACUGAGAGAGAGCUUGAAGAAGAGGAGGCAAGAAGGCAGUUGGAAAAAGAGCGGGAAGAAGAGGAAAAGAUUUAUAUUAAGAACCUUAGGAAACAACUUGUACACAAACCAAAUCCCAUACGCAAAUAUCGCACGUUGGAAAUUAAACAGAGCGAAAAAGAACUUACAGAUCCACGUUCACCAGAAUGGCAGUCGAAGAAAAGAAGAAAAUUACGAGUGUGAAUACUGUUUAUCUAUUUAAUUAGGGUGAACGUCAAGUUUUUCUUUAUUGUACUUGCAAUCGUGCUUUGAGAAGGAAGUGGUACUAAAAACCGUGGUGCCAUUUGAAAAGUUACCAUCCCUGAGUACACUGCUAUUUCUUCAACGGUUUUUGCUAAAGUACCUUGUAAAAUAUUGCUUCUUUUUGUAAAAAGAAACUAAAAACGUGUUAGUUUUUACUGCUAUGUGUAAUGUUACUUAGUUAGGGAGGUAAAAAAUUCAUUUGUUCCGUUAACUUUUGAUACUAGGCAGACGGAUAUUUUAAUUCUUAAUCCUUCAUACAUACCUUGUUAUUCAAUUUACCUGUACUUGUAAAUUUGAGUUUUGGAGAGUAAAUUCUGCAGUUUGCUCAA
This is a messenger RNA of Orbicella faveolata, 2012 nucleotides long. RefSeq names its product targeting protein for Xklp2 homolog. Gene Ontology annotation, cellular component: microtubule; spindle. NCBI's taxonomy places the organism in Eukaryota, Metazoa, Cnidaria, Anthozoa, Scleractinia, Merulinidae. Gene Ontology annotation, biological process: regulation of mitotic spindle organization; activation of protein kinase activity. The record is from RefSeq and is a predicted model, not a curated record.